UAAUUAUUCGAGUGCAGUAUAUUUUACAAAGAUAUGUUUUACAUGGUUUUAUAUCUUCCGCAAAAGUAACGAUUCGCAAUGUUCCGUUUUAUUCGUUUACCUGUGAUUAUUUUUCAUCUGUAAUACUUCAUGGAGACCUGACUUGACUGCCAGUGAAAAGGUGUGGUUAUAACGAAUUUGAAAAAAAUGUCAAAACCGUUAAAAGUGAUCAAACCGUUUUGACGAUUGGCUGGAACAACUAGAAGAACAACCUCAUACUUUCUCCUGAAAACAACGCGAUCUCAACUUUCGAAAUUCCACAUUAAUAAGAAGAUAUGACGACAAAGCUAGCCAAAGCUCAACAUGCUCAAUAUUUUCAAAGGUUCAUUCAUCUCUUACCCAAUCAACUGGCAAUCCACGAUUCCAUAAGGUUAACCAUUGCCUUCUUCGCUUUAUCUGGUCUGGAUGUCUUGAACUCCCUCGACGUUCUUAAUGAAAAGAAACGAACGGAGGCUAUCGAAUGGAUCUACCAACUCCAGGUAUCUGGAGCUGGACCUCGAUCUGGUUUUCAGGGAUCCACAUCGAUAUCAAAUGAUGCCAGCAGGUAUCAAACCGGUCAUUUGACGAUGACUUACCUCGGAUUGGCCUCUCUUCUCACUUUGGGAGAUGAUCUUAGUCGCGUCGAUAAGAAAUCCAUCAUCGAAGGUGUGCGGGCAUGUCAAAAUGACGACGGAUCAUUUACGGCAACAUUGACAGGCAGCGAGAGCGACAUGAGGUUCAUAUACUGCGCAUGUUGCAUUUCCUCCAUACUUGACGAUUGGUCUGGCAUCGACAAGCACAAAGCUAUAGAUUACAUCACAAAAAGCAUUUCUUACGAUGGCGGAAUUGGCCAAGGGCCCGGACUAGAAUCGCACGGCGGCAGUACAUUCUGCGCCGUAGCGAGUUUAUUUUUAAUGGACGAAUUAACGAAAACCUUGACUGAGAAACAAAUGAAUAGACUACGUUACUGGUGUCUAAUGAGGCAAGUCGGUGGUUUCCAUGGAAGACCCAAUAAACAUGAAGACACGUGUUACAGUUUCUGGGUCGGAGCCACGCUCCAAAUAUUAGGUGCCAGACAUUUCACAGACGCAACGGAAAACCGAGCUUAUGUUCUCACGACGCAGGACUCAGUGUUAGGUGGUUUGGCAAAAUUUGAUAACUCGCCACCUGAUCCUUUGCACACUUACCUGGGACUUUGUGGUUUAAGCCUUCUGGGAGAGCCUGGCUUGCAAGGAGUUAACGCAGCCCUAAAUAUCUCUCAGAGUGCCUUUGCCCAGUUAGAAGAAAUACACAAAACCUGGGCAAGUGACUGAUUCUCACGUUGUAUAGUAUUAGAGAAUAAUUACAUUGGGUAAACUUUAGAUUUCAUAUCAAGCGCACACGCCAAAGCACAUUUGAAGCGCUAACACCGCAUAUACAUAUAAUUUGAUACGAAUGGCAAGUAAUUUUUAACUGGAGAAAAGAAAAGGUCACACGCAGUGAUCAAAGUUGACAUAGUUACAAAAGACUUUGUUACAGUGAUAUUAUAUAUAUAUAUAUUUGAUGGUGAGUUUCAUUGAUCACUUUCAAGUUUCGUGAAACUCAAUGCCGACAAUGCCAUUCCGUUAUAACUUUGAUAUACAUAAAACGAAUGUAACGCGUAACUAUGAUGUGUAUUAUUUAGGUGUAAAAGAGGAAUCCUGUAUACUUGUCAAUUAAUAUUGUCACUGUUAUCUCAUUAAAUUGAAAGUCUGGUUAUAA
Messenger RNA from Athalia rosae (coleseed sawfly), 1758 nucleotides. It is a transcript of the gene betaggt-I, whose product is annotated as geranylgeranyl transferase type-1 subunit beta. The record is from RefSeq and is a predicted model, not a curated record. Gene Ontology annotation, cellular component: CAAX-protein geranylgeranyltransferase complex. Gene Ontology annotation, biological process: protein geranylgeranylation. Gene Ontology annotation, molecular function: CAAX-protein geranylgeranyltransferase activity. The coding region runs from base 315 to 1331 and encodes 338 amino acids. The transcript is spliced from 4 exons. Lineage: Eukaryota; Metazoa; Arthropoda; Insecta; Hymenoptera; Athaliidae.